AAUAAAUCAUUUGUCGGCCCUAGCCAUGGCGACCCUGUUGAGAGGCAGUGUGAAAGGCAGCCUCAACCGCUUUCACUUGAACCAACUCUCGAGACAACCGAGCAGGUUGACUCAAUUCCAAGACGGCCUGGAGAUAGGCAAGAAGUGUUCAAACACUUUCGUCCCAGCUUGUGUAGGCAUUCUCUUCCUCAGCUUGCGCACCAAAGUGUCAAGACCACUCUGGCUGGUCACGAGGGGAUGUGGAAGCGUGAGUGUCAUCGAUGUCGACUCGUUCCCCUGGGCCUACGGUGUUGAUGCCGAGGUACCUCUCUCACCAAGGUAUUUGGCCAAUGAACUGGCCACUUGUUUAGUGAAUGCCGGAAAAGCUGCCGAGCACACUGAGGCCAUGCCCCUGGCCCACGAGCUUUUAAACAAUUUGUCCAAGGAAUUCGGAUAUAUCUUGGCUCUUGGCUCCAAAGAUCGAGCUGGAAGGCUAGAUGGGCUUAUGGAUUUGAGCUCACCUGAAGGUAACCCCUCUCGCGAGUUGAGAAGGCGAUUGCAUCAAGCGCUGGACAACAUGGUCAGAUGGUUUGCACAUGAUCCUGUAACACACUUGGCCGAUUUUAGUGUGGCAGACGCGCGCAGAUUCGCAGCUAGGGCAGUGAUUCGAAAGCGGCAGCUACGAAGCCUUUGCCAGAGCAGCGUCGCUUUUUCCACAAUCCCUCCAUCCUUGACGGGGGGUGAAGAAGCAAGUGUGGAUGCCGCGGCGGUGCAUGGUUUGAAGACAUGGAGCAAGGCAUUCAAGGAAUGGUGCUUUGAAACCAUACGGCAUUAUUUUCUUUUGGAUCGUGACUUGCGGACCAAAUGGCUCACUGGAAAGCGCGAAGAGAGAUUCAGAGUGACUGUGCUGACACAUCCCCUGCGACGAUUAGUUGAGGAGAGGCACGGCCAGAGCCUGCCCAGGCUUUCUGAAGAUGAUUGGGUUGUGGCAGUAUGCGAAGCCGCCGAAAGAGUUCUUGUUGAUCGCCCCCGGAUUCUCGAUGUGGGCAGUUGCACGAACUACUUUGGGCAACAUCAUGGAGAUGUCUUGGAGGUCACUGCAGUGGACCUGGCUCCAGGCCACUCGUCCGUUUUGGCAUGUGACUUUUUAGAGCUUCCUGUUGGUCCUCCAGACUCGGUCGAAAUGGAAGGCCCACUGGGUGGACUUCCCGCACGGCACUUUGAUGGUAUUGUUAUGGCUUUAUUCUUUUCAGUGUUGCCAAGUCCCCAAGCCAGAGGUGUGGCUACAGCAAAAGCCCGUCAACUCUUGAAGGAUUCUGGGCAAGGUCUUCUCAUUGUCGCAGACACUAAGGGAACAGUUGGACUGCACAGCAACGAAGCAGCCAGGAAAAGCGAAUGGGUGGCUGCAGUGGAAGCAAAUGGCUUUAAACUGGCAAGUGAUCCGCAAUUACACUUGUCCCAGGAGCAGGUCAAAGGGAGGAAUGGAUAUUGGCAGCGUGCCUUUUGCUGGUCUUUUUGGACAGAUUCGUCACAGGAAGUGCCCAGCAAGCCAGUUCCCAUCCCGGUGAUUAGUGACACGAGGAAGCACCGUACCUUGUCUCCUGAGAGGGUGCUUGCACGGCGCUUGCGCGAAGAAAAGCGACAAGCACGUGCGCGCAAAGCUGCGCUUUUGAAAGCUGCCAAGGCAAAAUGCGGAGCGGCACCGUGUGCGGGCAAAGUUCGCUGGAUGCUUCCCAAGGACUCUCCGAAGCAUGGCAGUGCCGCUUGUGUGCCAAGCAGUUUCUGCGAACCGGCAUGGAAGGAGCCAGCACCUUUGUGCUUCCGCUUGAGGAUGCGUGAGCGAGGUUCGAAGGACGGCCGACCUUGGGACGUCGAGGGUGUAUGGGUCAGCGCCUUCGGAGACUUUGACCAGCGGAAGUCCUCGACACCAGGGGCAGCUCGAGUACACAGCGUCAGAGCGCAAGACUGGUGCAGAGUGCCGCAAGAUGUUCAGAGUGCAGAGUUCUUGCUGCUUGAAUUCUUGCUGUACAUUUCUUGA
This is a messenger RNA of Durusdinium trenchii, 2017 nucleotides long. The record is from the annotation of a GenBank genome assembly. NCBI's taxonomy places the organism in Eukaryota, Dinophyceae, Suessiales, Symbiodiniaceae.